Messenger RNA from Dissoconium aciculare CBS 342.82, 1365 nucleotides. RefSeq names its product ketoacyl synthase domain-containing protein. The transcript has 3 exons. The record is from RefSeq and is a predicted model, not a curated record. Bases 73 to 1365 code for a protein of 430 amino acids. NCBI's taxonomy places the organism in Eukaryota, Fungi, Ascomycota, Dothideomycetes, Mycosphaerellales, Dissoconiaceae. Gene Ontology annotation, molecular function: 3-oxoacyl-[acyl-carrier-protein] synthase activity. Gene Ontology annotation, biological process: fatty acid biosynthetic process.
UCACAUCAGUUAGGUCAAUAGGACAAUACGAUCGUAUCCAUCAAAACUUUGAUUCUCCUCGAUUGGAGAGUGAUGCACAGAGUUGUCGUGACUGGACUGGGUGCCAUCACACCUCUUGCAGCCGGUAUCAAGCAAACAUGGGCUCGUCUCAUAAAUUCUGAAUCUGGUCUAGUGUCGACCUCGACGAGAGGCGCGCAAUUCGAUGUUUUGCCCAGCAGAGUUGCUGCACUCGUACCGCAAGGUGCGAAAAACGAUGGAGCAUGGCAGGCGAGAGACUGGUUACCCGCCAGCGAGGAGCGCCAGAUGGCCUUGUUUGCUCAAUACGCCAUUGCUGCGGCCCAAGAAGCCUUGACCGACGCUGGUUGGCAUCCGACGAAACAAGAAGACCUCGAAGCCACUGGUGUCACGAUUGGUUCAGGAGUGGGCAAUCUCGAUGAGGCCUACAACACAUCGAUUGCGUUUCACGAAGCUGGCUAUCGUAAAGUCUCGCCAUUAUUCGUUCCAAGACUGUUGAUCAAUCUUGCUGCCGGACACAUCUCUAUUAGGUACGGCUUCAAGGGCCCAAAUCAUGCUGCGACUACGGCCUGUACGACAGGCCUGCACGCCAUUGGGGAUGCCUCUAGACUAAUAGCCUUUGGCGAUGCAAAAGUUAUGGUCGCUGGCGGUGCCGAAUCAUGCAUCCAUCCUCUGGCAAUCGCCGGUUUUGCCAGGGCUCGAAGUCUCGCUACUGAUUGGAACGACAAUCCGGCAGCGGCAUCACGCCCAUUCGAUCGCCAAAGGGCUGGUUUUGUUAUCGGAGAGGGCGCUGGCGUUGUGAUUCUGGAGGAGUUAGAACACGCAAAGUCUCGUGGCGCGAACAUCUAUGCAGAGAUCAAAGGCUACGGACUGUCUGCUGAUGCCCAUCAUAUGACAGCGCCGCGGGCAGACGGCCACGGUGCAUUUUUAUCCAUGAGACACGCACUGAGGCAUGCCUCUAUCAGACCGGCGGAAGUCGACUACGUUAAUGCUCAUGCGACCUCGACCAAAUUGGGAGAUGCAGCAGAGAACAAUGCGAUCAAGACUCUGCUUCUGGGUGAGAAUGGCAGACAAUCUGCUUCUGGAAUUAAUAUGAGCAGUUCGAAGGGAGCCAUCGGGCACAUGCUCGGCGCCGCCGGCGCCGUCGAAGCAAUUUUCACCAUCCUGGCAGUUAAGCACAACAUUAUGCCACCAACCCUCAACCUUGAGACGCCGGGUGACCCUGCAGAAGAUUUCAACUGCAACUAUGUCGCAAAGACAUCACAGUCACACACCGUUCAAAAUGCGCUUACGAAUAGCUUCGGUUUCGGCGGCACCAAUGCCAGCCUUUGCAUUUCGAAAUACAAUUGA